This is a messenger RNA of Fonsecaea pedrosoi CBS 271.37, 1506 nucleotides long. RefSeq lists its product as uncharacterized. The coding region runs from base 1 to 1506 and encodes 501 amino acids. Lineage: Eukaryota; Fungi; Ascomycota; Eurotiomycetes; Chaetothyriales; Herpotrichiellaceae. Gene Ontology annotation, molecular function: DNA binding. The transcript has a single exon. Gene Ontology annotation, biological process: DNA damage response; replication fork arrest; DNA replication checkpoint signaling. The record is from RefSeq and is a predicted model, not a curated record. Gene Ontology annotation, cellular component: replication fork protection complex; nucleus.
AUGGCAGCAGAUCCUCUGACCGCAGCUACCGUUGAUAGCCUGUUGAACCUUGACAACUCUGACUAUGAAGAUGGCUUCAACGACAGACCACCUCGGCGAGACCGUGAUGAUGAGCCAGUGUCGAGCCCCAAUUCCAAACGAAAAGCAAUAGACCCGCUCGACGCAACUCUGGGUUUGGAUGAAGAGGUCAAAAUCACCAAAAAAAGGAAACCCAUCUCAAAACUCGACGAAGCGAGACUCCUCUCGGCCCCAGGAAUUCCCAAGUUACGCGCCGAUGCUCGCUCUGGGAAGUUCUCGAAAAGGCUGCGGCUGAAGGGAAAGGGUCAUGAGUUCUCAGACGUCGCACGGCUGUUGAAUUACUACCAGCUAUGGCUCGAUAAUCUAUAUCCUCGAGCCAAGUUUGCGGAUGGACUACAACUGAUUGAGAAGGCCGGGCACAGUCGACGCAUGCAAGUUAUGAGGAAAGAGUGGAUUGAUGAGGGCAAGCCGGGAUACAUCAGAGAAAGGGAGUCGAAGAAGGCAGCAGAGAAAGAGAUGGAGGCAGAUAAGGAGACAGAUAAUCUGUUUGCGGCAGAUCAACUUUCUGCAGGCCAAGACGCUUCGAAUGCUGGCAUUGGCGCAGAGGAUGACUCUUUAUUCGUUCCAGACGUCCGCAACAAGGGCAAUGACGGGGACGAUGAUGGUGCUCUUCCAGAUGAUGACGAGCUUGAUGCUCUACUGGCCGAACAGGAGACACGUGGCACAGCGCGUCCCUUGUCCGUCUCGAAACCAAUAGACGACAACGAUUCCGAGGGCGACGAUGAUCUCGAUGCCUUACUAGCCGAGCAAGAAAUGAGGCGUGCACCUCCGCCUCAGCCAAUCUCCCAGUCAGCACCUACAUUUGCGCCCAAGCUAAAUCCCUCGCCCUUCAGCGGGAACGACGACGAUGAUGACGAUGACAUGGACGAUCUGGAUGCCUUGCUAGCAGAGCAAGAGGCACGGAUACAACCUAGCAUACAGGCGUCGACGACGCAGCACAAAGACCCUGCGACUUCUAGAGCCUCUGAGGGGAAUAUCGAUCAGGACGAUGACCUGGAUGCCUUGCUCGCCGAACAGGAAGCACGGCAACAUACCACCAACAGAGAACCCGCAGGAUCUCCACGCACGGUCAGAGCAGCGACUCCUCCGCGUUCUGAGGCGGCCGUUGGUGAUGAUGGACCGGAUGAAAGCCAUGGAGCGGACAUGUUCUCCUCUUCCCCUCUGCAAGGUACCGCACCAAUCGGUCUUGGACUUUCUCAGGGCCUUGCCGACCUGGACUCUGCUCCACCAAGAUCAAACCUCACCAGUGCCACUGCCCGGAUGCCAGAGACUGGGGAAUCCGCUAGUGGAGACGUCCCUGUCCCCCUCGAGGCGGACUUAUCCAGAGCUGCUGGUACCAGCAUCGAAGCAGUGGAGGAGGAAAAAGAAGAGUCUCAGGGUGUCGACGCCGGAGAUAUGUUCUCGUCGUCGCCUGUGCAAAACGAAUGA